This is a messenger RNA of Rhea pennata, 1996 nucleotides long. RefSeq names its product homeobox protein MSX-3-like. Gene Ontology annotation, cellular component: nucleus. Gene Ontology annotation, biological process: regulation of transcription by RNA polymerase II; embryonic morphogenesis. The record is from RefSeq and is a predicted model, not a curated record. The annotation marks the transcript as partial. The transcript has a single exon. Gene Ontology annotation, molecular function: RNA polymerase II transcription regulatory region sequence-specific DNA binding; DNA-binding transcription factor activity, RNA polymerase II-specific. Lineage: Eukaryota; Metazoa; Chordata; Aves; Rheiformes; Rheidae.
CGCCGCGGAGCCGCGCCGCCGGGGUCGCCCCGCCACGGGCCGCCGCUGCCUUUCAGCGUGGAGUCGCUGCUGGUGGCGGAGCCCGAGGCCACCGCCCGCCGCCCGCCCGCCUCCCCAGGGCCGCCGGGGCCGGGACCGCGAGGGGAGCGGGAGAGGGAGGCGGCGGUGGCGGCGGGCGAGGCGCGGAGCGUGGGGCGGCGGAGCCCGGCGGGCUGCCCGCUGCGCCAGCACGGGCACAACCGCAAGCCGCGGACGCCGUUCAGCGCGGCGCAGCUGCUGGCGCUGGAGGGGCGCUUCGGACGGCAGCGGUACCUGUCGCUGGCAGAGCGGGCCGAGGUGGCGGCAGCGCUGCGGCUCUCGGAGACGCAGGUGAAGAUCUGGUUCCAGAACCGGCGCGCCAAGGCCAAGCGGCUGCGCGAGGCCGAGCUGGAGCGCCUUAAGCUGCCGCCCUCCGUGCCACCCGCUGUCCUCUGCGCCGCUUGGCCGCCUGCCGCACCGCCUGCAGCUGCCCUCGCCUACCGCCUCUUCUACCUGGCCUAGCCAGCGGACCUCAUUCCCCUCCAUUCAUCCUCCCCAUCCCUCUGCCCAUGAUGCCCUCCGUCCAUCCCGUGCCUUCAUCCACCAUCCCUCAAAUGCAUAUUUCCUGCUGUCCUGUCCUCCCAUCCGUCCAUCUUGGCAGAAGAUGCUCCCUGGCAUCCUCACUUGGCUGAAUGCGAGGCUGCUCUUGGAUAGCGUCCCCUGUGCCGCGUGGCUCGUGAUGCUCGGAAAGCAAAGUGCCUCGCACAAGUCGCAAAACCCAGGAGGCUGUCAAGCAGAAGGGCUGCACAGUCCUUGGGCCAGGCUGCAAGGAAGAGCAAGGCAGCGUGGCGAACUGCGAUGUGCCCUGAAUGGGGCCAGUGACCACACUGGGGCUUUCGCUGGACCAUCCUCCCCAGGAGAUCUGCAGUGCUGUACACUUGGAUUUACAAACUGUAAAAAAAGCCUCGCGUGCAUAUAUAAAAACUGGUCUUUCCCUAGGCCUGGUCACUGCUCUCCAGUGCAGAAAAUUCAGUUUUGUUCACCAGGGGGCUGGCUGCAAGAAGUAGUUCUCCCGACAUGGAGAUGUGCAAAGCAGCAAUCGCAGCACUGAAGCUAGCGAUUCCCACUUGGGGAGCCGAGGCAACUGGUAAGCGGUUUGUGUUGGAAAAGUGUAAUUUCACAACAAAGAGCCUCACAGUUCUCGCAAAUGCUGAUCCGUAUGCUGAAUACGGCUCCUUCCCCUCUUUGGCAAGAAAGACCAAACGCCGUGCCCCCAUCCCUGCUUGGCUGCUGUCAGGCAAGUGGCUGUCCUGGCUAGCACAUUGGUUAAUGUCCCCCAAGUAAAACCGGGUGCAGGACCAAUUGGGACACUGCUUCAUAGAAAAGGUUGCUAGCCUUCUCUAUAGGGUGAGCAAGAAUUGAAGCUGGACAAACUGGCUGACUUUCAAAAUAGUAACAGAAUGAAGCAUUUUGAAAUGUACAUGGAAAUUUCCUGCAUGUCUAUAAAAAUUACUGCCAGCUGCUAUUGGCAAGGAUUUUUCAAAGGCCUUAUACCUUUGUUAGAUUUUUGGGAUGGGAGGAGGUGGAAGCAAUUAUAGACCCUCAAGUUCUCCGACAAAUGCUGUACCAACUUGCCUGUACUUCUUCCAGAUGCACACACAUCUUUUUGAAAUUCCUUUCUUUUCUUUAUGGACAAGUUUUUAAGCGUCACUGUGUAAUGGGAUUUCAAGCACUGGACACAGUGUGCUUAUGCCAGCUCUGUGACCUGCAGUGAGGGAUCUGAGCAAAAGGGUAUGUGUUUAAAACUGCAUAGUUUUUCUCCCAGCGGGACAAGUCUAAACAGGAAGGAAGAGACAAAGCAGCAAAAUAACCUCCACGAUUACCUGGUUUGGGGGAUAUUUGGGGCAAAGGGUGGUUCAUUGUGUGUGUCAAACUCCACCUUGUUCUUGUAACGUCAUUUAAACUGUCUGCAAAACAA